AAAACAGGUUUUGUAGAGGUUUCCAGUCCGAGAGAGAAGUGAAAACUCGUCUUCCUUUCAUUUCUCUCACAUUUUCCCAGAUGCAGAUCGUAACGGCUUUCUCUCUCCUCUUCCUCCUCUCAUUCAUCUCUCUCUUCCAUUCCACGAUCCAAGAUCUUGGGCCAGCUCCUGCACCCGUUACAGGAGCAGAUGUCGUGCCGGUUUCCGCUCCUGCUCUGUUUUCUUCUCCAGCUCCGGUCUUGUCCCGCUCCGCCGCACCAUCACCACACUGGGAGGAAAACCCACUUCCGGAAGUCCAGAGAUCGCCCGCUUCAGCGCCGGAAGGAGUAGAAGGAGAAGCCACAGGCAAAACUCCUCAGACGGCUCCACCUCCACAACCACCACUGGAAGAGGAUUCAGAGACUGUUAGAUGGUGUGUGGUGAGGGACGAGUUCGUGGAUUGCCAGAAUUACAUCAGCCUUCUCAAGCCGACCGCCGGUUAUGUUUGGAAAUGUGUUCAGCAGCAAACAACUGAAGCAUGUUUGAAUUCAAUAAAGAAUGGGGAAGCAGAUUUAAUAAACUUGGAUGCAGGACUAGCAUACAUUGCGUUUUUGAAUUACUCCAUGAAAGCAAUUGCAAAUGAGGUUUACUGCAACCAUGCUGAGAACUAUAACUCUGUCGCUGUUGUCAACCGGAAAGCUUGUGAAGAGAAUGGAGAAAUCAGCUUGAAGGAUUUCAAGGGACGCAGGUCUUGCCAUGGAGGUUACUCAACAGCAACGGGAUGGAAUUAUCCUGUCAACCAUCUCAAACAGUUUGCUGAGUCCAAUCAAUCGAAAGACUAUGAGAUUGUUUCUGAUUUCUUCUCGGCAGUCUGUGCUCCAUCAGAAUUUGAAGGAAUGGGGGAAUGUGGUGGGUGUGGAAAUGAGAAUGGUUCGUGUUCCUCAACUUUGUACUAUGGUCAUUCGGGGGCGUUCCGGUGCCUGGUUGAAGAGUUGGGAGAUAUUGCAUUCGUCAAGGAAGACACUCCAUUGCUUUACUCUAUGGAAGGCCCAUAUAAUAAGACAUGGUCGAUAAAAGCGAUAAAAGAAUUCAUGUAUCUAUGUCCACAAGGGGGUUGCAGAGAAAUCAACGGUUAUCCUGGGUCCUGCAUAUUGGGAACUGUUCCUGCAAAUGUAAUAAUGGCACGCAAUUCUAUCUCAAGUAGAAAGCUGUCCGUAGUGCUGCAGACAUUGCUCAAUGCAACCUGGGCCAGUGCUCUUUACACUGGGAAAAAUGCCAACAGUCACGUACUUAGUUCAAGCACUCAGGGAUUAUCUGUAGUGAAACAGCUCACAAGGGCAUACCUUGGGGUAUCAGCUUCCAUUUCUCAAACCAUACAAGAACUCAAUGUCAAAAAGGUUCAAGCCACUCCAUCCACACUAAAUACAGUUCCAGAUGUAUCUUUUGCCACAUUUCCUCAUGUUCAACAUCGAUGGAUGCUUGCUACGCUCUCAAUCCUACUUGGACUUUUGUAAGUGAGAACAGGAAAAUUUUACGGCUUUACCAUUAUGAGAAAUGUAAGGAAGUUUUCCAUGCUGCUUUGUAUUUGGGGAAAGAGGGAUUUAGGAGAUCUGAUACAAACUUACACAGCUGAGAGAUGCAAUUCUUACUUCAUACGGAUGAAUACAUGGAGUUUACAGUGGCAUUUGGCUAAAAUUCAGAUACUCAUCAAGGCGAAAUGGAUCUUGGGAUCAGAACAUCGCCGAUGUUGUUGUGCCACGGAUCGGCCAAGUGGGUCGCCAGAUUUUCCAGUGGGCCCGUUCCGGGAUAAGCCGAUUGCUGGACGCAGAAUCCCACAAAGGCCAACAAGGCAAGCCGGCCUGAAAAAAAAAAAAAAAAACAAACAACCAAACA
Molecule: messenger RNA, 1872 nt
Organism: Magnolia sinica
Lineage: Eukaryota; Viridiplantae; Streptophyta; Magnoliopsida; Magnoliales; Magnoliaceae
Exons: 7
Coding region: 81-1493 (470 amino acids)
Biological process (GO): iron ion transport
Cellular component (GO): recycling endosome; early endosome; plasma membrane
Source: RefSeq, a predicted model, not a curated record